Messenger RNA from Linepithema humile (Argentine ant), 1159 nucleotides. RefSeq names its product Thioredoxin-like (gene Txl). Gene Ontology annotation, cellular component: cytosol. Gene Ontology annotation, molecular function: protein-disulfide reductase activity. NCBI's taxonomy places the organism in Eukaryota, Metazoa, Arthropoda, Insecta, Hymenoptera, Formicidae. The record is from RefSeq and is a predicted model, not a curated record.
UCCUACUGAAUCCUUUCAAGCAAAUUGCCAGUCAUUCCUAGGUGGGUGUUUCUUCAUCGUAGCAUUUCGGUUAGUUUCGUGUAGAUAGCGAUUGGUGUGGCGAGUUUUAAUGUAAAUAAGUAUAUAUCUAAUUAAAACAAUGGGAGCAGUACGAAUUAUUGAUGAUGAUCGUCACUUUAAUGACGAACUGGCUAAUGCCGGGCCGAAGCUCGUCGUUGUGGAUUUCACAGCAAGUUGGUGUGGACCCUGUCAGAGAAUUGCACCGGUGUUUGAACAGCUGUCGCUGAAGUAUCCCAGGGCGGUAUUUCUGAAAGUAGACGUAGACAAAUGCGGGGACACCGCCUCGGUGCAGAAUGUCCGCGCGAUGCCCACUUUUAUCUUCUAUCGCAGACGCACGAGGCUGGGUCUGUGCCAGGGUGCGGAUCCCGCGGGACUGGAAUCGAAGAUUCAACAAUUUUAUGACACCGGCGACUCCCAAGGCGAAACGGACGACUCGACCACAGAUCCCGUGUCCGGUCAUAUGGACCUGUCCAGUUUCAUAAUGAAACAGCAGUGCGAGUGUUUGAACGAGUCUGACCACCACACGUUCCCCCAGUGUUUGAACGCGGACGGCGGAUACCUUCAAAGCGACGAGGACGAGCAGCUGAUAAUGUCUCUCACGUUCUCGCAGCCCGUUAAGGUUCAUUCGCUCAAGAUCAAGGCGCCGGCGGAGACUGGACCGAAAAAUCUCAAACUGUUUAUCAAUCAGCCCAGAACAAUUGACUUCGAGAUGGCGAAUUCCAAUACGAGCGUUCAAAAUCUAACGGUGUCAGCCAAAGAUCUCGAGGAGGAGAAUCCGAUCCCGCUGCGCUACGUUAAGUUCCAGAAUGUGCAGAAUCUCCAAAUCUUUGUGUUGGAUAAUCAGAGCGGCGCGGAAACGACGAGAAUUGAUCAUCUAGUCGUGAUCGGUUCACCAAUUUCGACCACCAACAUGGGGGAAUUCAAGAGAGUGUCCGGAAAGAAAGGAGAGAGUCACUAAGCGACCUUCCUACAUGAAAUUAUCAGAGAUUUCGAUUUGCAUAUUAAUAUUCUUCCUCUCCCCACUUUUUUCUUAUCUUUUUGUAAAAUUCAAUGUAAUAAGAUUUGAGGUAAUAAAAUCUGAAUUUGAAUAGCUUGCAAA